UUGCUGUCUGUUUUUUGUCCUUGACCUGCCUCCCUUGCUGUAAAAAAACAUACACUUACAUAUCCUUUCCUUUAUUGCAGUGUGAGGGCUCUGGGCCGCCACCGCCGCCGCCCGCGCCGCCAUGUUGGAGCCCAGCAGCUCAGAGGAGGAGUCCGAUGGGGAGGUGCAGGAGGAGGUGCCUCAGCGCAGCGUGCCCCAGCGCUCCGCGGGGCCGCCGGUGGUCCAUGAACACCACGCCACGGACGGGGGCUCGGGACCCACCCCCCACCCCUCCCUGCAGGUGCCCCAGACUGGCACGCUCCCCAGGCGGCCCAGCAUAAGAACAAGCCAGGGCUAUGACACUAGAAGCGGGUCCCCGGGAAGCACGCUGAGUGUGGACACUCUCAGCGUGGGCGGAGGGUCGAGGGCGAACUCCUUGCCGCGGCCCACCUCUCCCUCGCCCUCCGUGAUGAGCGACAAGCCGGCGGCAGCCACUCAGGAAGACCCAGCGGAAAAGCAGGAGAGAGAGGAGGAGGAGAGAAAAAAGAGGCUGCAGCUUUACGUGUUCAUUCUGCGCUGUAUAUCCUACCCCUUCAACGCCAAGCAGCCGACGGACAUGACCAAGAGACAGAUCAAGGUCACCAAGCACCAAUUAGACGUCAUCCAGGGGCGUUUCCAGAGUUUCCUAAAAGGAGAGCUGCAGAUUGCAGCAGACGAGGCCUUCAUUAAUGCUGUCCAGAGCUACUACGAAAUCUUCCUCAAGAAUGAACGCCUUGCCUCAAUGGUGGUGUCCGGUGCCUGCUCCCAGCAUGACCUGCGGGAAGUGUUCAAACACAACGUAGAAAAGAGAGUCAGGUCUCUUCCAGAGAUUGAUGGGCUCAGUAAAGAAACGGUUCUCACUUCUUGGAUGGCCAAGUUUGAUAUGAUUAUAAAAGGUGAAGAAGAUAGCAAGAGACCCGGCAGGAUGCAGCAAAGCCUUAACAGUGAGCUCAUCAUGCCUAAGGAGCAGCUCUUCGAUAUGUUUCAGCAAAUCUUGGGCAUCAAAAAGUUUGAACACCAACUUCUGUUUAAUGCACUUCAGCUUGACAGUCAAGAUGAACAAGCUGCUGCUAUCCGAAGAGAACUAGAUGGCCGCAUGCAGAAAGUGGCAGAGCUAGAAAGGGAGGUUGAAGGUCUAAAGAGAGAUCCAGAAGUAAGUUGUUACUGAAAUAUUUCUUGCGACCUCAGACAGCCAUAAGUAUGCACUCCCACUGUAGAUAUAGACACUAGAAUUGAAUGAAACAUUAAUAUUGAUUAGUGUCUUGCCAGUGAUUUUGGGUAUAUAGUACUGAACUGAUAUGUGAAUUGUGUGUAUUUCCAUCUCUAUCCAUUUAAUCUUUGCUAAUAAUAGUUGUUUCAGAGAGAGAUAGUUGUCUUAAAAAGCUUUUAAGUAUAAUUUGCAUAGCAAUUUAUGGAUACACAAUAUUAAAGUAACUAUUUGUAUUGUACAUUCCUGCUAUUAGAAAACAUCAGGUUUAAAUGUAUCUUUAUGCUUCUGAGAUUAACAAGAGAGACUGAAGCCAUAUAUUACAGGUCUAUGUACACACAUCUCUCAAUAUUUUGAUCAAAAGAUUUUUGGGGCUGUUUUUUGUUCCAUCAUUGUGUAAAUAUUCAAAUAAAGCAACUUUAAUGGAGAUUUUAUGUUUUUAACAUAUGAGGUUAUUGAUUGCAAAUAUAUUUAAUUUAUUUUCACAUGAAUACAGUUAGCUUCUGAUAAGUUUUAUUCUACUUUAUUGGCAGUAUUGACAUGCACUUUUUAAAUACUGGAAUUUAUG
Eriocheir sinensis (Chinese mitten crab) is the source of this 1793-nucleotide messenger RNA. RefSeq names its product calcium-dependent secretion activator-like. The coding region runs from base 122 to 1186 and encodes 354 amino acids. The record is from RefSeq and is a predicted model, not a curated record. The transcript has 9 exons. Lineage: Eukaryota; Metazoa; Arthropoda; Malacostraca; Decapoda; Varunidae. Gene Ontology annotation, biological process: synaptic vesicle exocytosis; dense core granule exocytosis.